This is a messenger RNA of Camellia sinensis, 669 nucleotides long. Lineage: Eukaryota; Viridiplantae; Streptophyta; Magnoliopsida; Ericales; Theaceae. The record is from RefSeq and is a predicted model, not a curated record.
AUGAAGUGGUCAUUAUUUCUUAGCAUCUUAUAUGAUAUUCACCAAUUCAAUGAGUAUUUCAUCCAAACCUAUGAUGCCACUGGUGCUCUUGAAUUAUUCGGUGUACAGAAGAUGACUGUUGCACUUCGGAUCCUGCAAUACAGCGUACCUGUUGAUGCUGUAGACAAGUACAUCAGAAUCGGCGAAACUAUUGCAAUUGUCGCCUUGAAUUUCUUUACCAAAAUGAUUGUUGCUAUCUAUGAAGGGCGUGCCCUUUCUACCACCUAUACCAUUAAUAAUCAUGCAUACACCAUGGGAUAUUAUCUUACUGAUGGUAUCUACCCUCGUUGGGCAAUGAUUGUGAAAACAAUAUCUCAACCUCAAGGUUUAAAGAGACAACUAUUUGCGCGGAUGCACGAGGCAUGUCAGAAGGAUGUCGAAAGGUCAUUAGAAGUGCUCCAAGUACAUUUUAAUAUUGUUAGAGUUCUGACGAGAGGUUGGAGUGAUAAGGAUCUGUACUACAUCAUGAAAAUGUGCAUUAUUUUUCACAACAUGAUCAUUGAAGACGUGCGUAAUAUUCCAGAAAAUGAAUGCAGUGCAACACUACUGCAAACUGAUACCACUAAUACCCUAUGUCAAAUGUCAUGCGAUCCAAAUCAGGAGUAUGAGGAAUUUAUGUUGAAUUGCUAG